Molecule: messenger RNA, 2266 nt
Organism: Cimex lectularius (bed bug)
Lineage: Eukaryota; Metazoa; Arthropoda; Insecta; Hemiptera; Cimicidae
Gene: Cog7
Product: conserved oligomeric Golgi complex subunit 7
Exons: 14
Coding region: 110-2209 (699 amino acids)
Biological process (GO): Golgi organization; intracellular protein transport; retrograde vesicle-mediated transport, Golgi to endoplasmic reticulum
Cellular component (GO): COG complex
Source: RefSeq, a predicted model, not a curated record
CUUCUGCUGACUGUUGGUGAGCGUUUGACAACGUUGAGCUCAACAAUGAUAACAAAUCUUAUAUAAAGAAAAUAUAAUGUUUUUAAAAUAAGUCGUAAUCAGAUCGAAAAUGAAUAUAUCAGCUUUUUCUGAGAGUCAUUUUGAUCCGAAGGAGUGGAUCAAUGAGACUUUCCGAUCCCCCGAAGCCUUGGAAAACAAAGAGGCUUAUUUGACUUCUGUUGUGAGUAAACUUCAGCUUUAUGUACAGCAAGUUAAUGGAGCAAUGGAAGAAACUAGUGAACAUGUGCUUAAAAGUAUGCCAAGGGUUAUUCAUGAUGCAAAUAUGAUUCACAAAGAGGCCUUACUCCUCAAAGAAAAAAUGCAACUGGUUAAGGAAGAAAUUACAAAAAUUCAAAAAGAUACGGCAGCAUCAAUGGCCGCUUUGGAAAAGCUCGACAAAAUGAAAACCGAGCUUCAAGUUGCAAAGCAGGCCUUACACGAAGCUGACAACUGGACAAUGCUGGCUUCUGACAUCGAAGACGUGAUUGAGUCACGCAAUAUUGACGCUAUAGCAAGUAAAGUCAUAAGCAUGCAGCAGUCUUUGGUGGUUUUGGCAAACUGCGCCGAUUUCGAUGACAGGAAAUUAAAGCUUGAAAGUUACAAGAAUACUUUAGAAGCAAUCGCUAGUCCUCAAGUGGUUAAAGCAUUCACCUCAAAAUCAAUAGAGGAGUCGAAAAAGUUUGUAGAAAUAUUCUCUGGUAUGGAAAAACUCCCACAACUUAUCAGGUAUUAUGCCAAGUGUGAGAAAGACUCCCUGUGCCAAGAGUGGACCAAGCUAGUCGAUUUUGACCAGGACCGUACCGUUUUAGAGUGGCUUUCCAGCUUCUAUCAUACGAUGUUAACUAACUGGCAAACACAGGGCAAGUGGUGUCAAAAGGUGUUCAAUAGCGUCAAUAUGCUCCCUGCUAUCUACAUUGACGUUUUAAUUACACUUGAAAAAGACAUGGUUUCUGCAAUUGAUUUGGCAGUGAAACAACACCAAGACCAACUCCAGUUUCUUAUCCAGCUGAGGGAAGUUACAGAUCAGUUCAGUCAGAGUUUCUCUAAUGCGAUCUCCCAAUUUGACGUGAAUGCCGAAGAAGCCUGGCCUCAGAUUGAAAAAGCACUUUAUACAAUAUACAAAGGUUACUUUUCAAAUUAUGCUUCUUACGAAGAGCACCAACUCGGGAAAGAAGUGUCGGAUCUGGUCAUAAAUGGUGAUCUCAUAGAAGCUGUACAGGGCGUCGGGCAAUCAACAACACUUUUUGCCAACAGUUGCAACAAAGCAAUAGCCAGGUGUAAAGAUCUGACCAAUUUUGCCAGUUUUCCUGGCUUGGUCUCUGCAAUACAGUUUAGUGUGUUGAAACACUUGGAACACUAUGUAACCCUGCUCUCUCAGAUUGAAGUUGAAAGGCAAAACAAGGAAGAAUGGGCGAUGUUUCAAAUUUGUCUGUUAUACCUGCAGAAUAUUGGUGAUUUUCAAAAUUGUGUUGAGGAGUUGGACAAGGAUCUUGUGCACAAAUUUCUCCACUUUGAAAAAUCGGCGAAAGAAUCGAAGUUUAAAUCUAAAGAAAUAUUGUUAGACAAACAAGCCUUGGAGCAGUAUAUAACAUUGUACACUUCGCUCAAAGAAAGCGAUGAACCAUCGGUUCUAACCAAAGCGAGAAAGAAAUUAAUGAAGGUAUCCAAUAGAGGAUAUCAUACCACUCUUGAUGUCAUGUUAACGCCGAUCUUGGAUCAAUUGGAGCUCGCCCCCGCAGCAUGGGCUUCCAAUUCGAGCGUCACCCAACAGCUCCCUGACUAUAGCUACGCUCCUCUUGAAUAUAUCACUCAGAUUGGGGAGUAUUUAAUGACUCUUCCUCAACAUUUAGAGCCAUUCCUUAACAAAGAAGGUGGCGAAUCACGUGCUGAUCUCCUCUUGGGUAACAUAGCCAAACAGACUUGCACAAUUUACAUAGAACACUUGUUGUCAACAAAAGACGUUACUCCUAACAUGGCAAAGCAGAUUGCAAUUGACAUUGGAUAUCUUGGAAAUGUUUUGGAAGAUCUGGGUUUCAGCCUUUCCGAGCAUUUGUCCCAAAUUGCUUUGCUACUCAAGAUCCCUGUAGAAUCAUACCAGAAGGAAAGCGCAGGCUGUUCUGCCAAACUUGUGUCAAUUGUUAGGCAAAUGAGGAAUAUAACUUCUACCUAACUUUAAAAUUUGUGAAUAUACUGUUAAUUUAAAAAUAUAAUUUUAUAUAUCAAUUUA